GUGGGGACUUUUGGAAGUUUGUUCUUUGGUUGUGGAUUCAGGCUGCGUCUUCGGACGAAAGGACGGCCGUGUCAUCCCCGGUUUUGAUAGUUUUUGGGGUGUGACACUAUUUUUGGAGUGGGGCACCAGUUCUGAUGGCGUGAUCCAUCUUGAUUAUUUACUUCGUACUAUAGAAUCAAUUUAUCUUAAGUUGAAUCUGUGCAGAGUAUGACUCUUUUUAUCCCUUCGUUCUUUCUGCAAUGCGAUCCGAGAGUUUCUAGCACUUGCAGUCGAUCCUUUUUACAUGUUUAGGCCAUUUCUGCGAUAUGGAAAUUGUCGCUUCGCUUGUGUCUUCACUCGUCGUAGAAGGUGGAAAAUUUGUUUAUCGUUCAAUCAGUGCCAAGAUGAGGAGUUGCUGGCAUGGAGAAACAAUUGGAGAUGCCACUGAUUCUCACAUAAAAGUGGCGGAGCAUAUUCCCUGCCCUUCGAUUAGAGACCACACGACCGCAUCGCAAACAAUGGCUCGUAUUCUAAAAUCAUUACACGAUGAUAAAGUACGGCGAAUUGGAAUAUGGGGAAUGGGAGGAGUAGGCAAGAGCUACCUGGUGAAGAACCUAAACAACAAGCUCAGCAGCACUUUGUCAUCACGGCAACCUUUCAGCUUGGUUAUCUGGGCAACUGUUUCGAAAACUACCUCAUCCCAAGAGCUGAAUCUGAAGAAUCUGCAGAACAAAAUAGCCAAUCGGUUGAACUUGAAGGAGGAGGAAACCAUGGAAAGGACAGCUAUACAACUUUUGGAAAGGCUUAGAAGGGAAAACUUUCUUCUCAUUCUUGAUGAUGUAUGGGAAGCCAUCAACUUGGAUCUUGUUGGUAUCCCACGACCCGAAAACCAUUUGGGGUCUAAGAUUCUACUGACGUCGCGUUCUUUUCAUGUUUGUCGAGCAAUGAUGACCGAUGUUGAAGUUAAGGUAGAAGUCUUGACGGAUGAAGAAGCAUGGGAAUUAUUUAAGGAACAUGCCGGAGAAGUAGCUGAUUCGCAGAGUAUUAAACCGUUAGCGGGAACUGUCUGCAAAGGAUGUGGAAAGCUGCCACUGGCUCUCAUAACAGUGGGUUCAGCGAUGAGACGGAAGACGCAGGUUGGCCUGUGGGAGGAUGCUAUAGAUGAGUUGAGAAGGCCAAGACCUUCUAUUCACGAUAUAGAGCCCAACUUGUAUAGCUCACUGAAGUUGAGCUAUGACUCGCUGCAGAAUGAACAACUCAAAUCUUGUUUUCUGUAUUGUUGCCUGUAUCCGGAUGACUACUCCAUUCUGAUAAGCGAACUUGUGGAAUGCUGGUGGGCCGAAGGUCUGAUCGACGAUCAACUUAACUAUCAUACCGCAUUAAACAAGGGAACCGCCUUGAUUGAGAGUUUGAAAGACUCGUGUUUAUUGGAGACUGGCGAUUCAGAUAAUAGCGUAAAGAUGCACGGCGUGGUUCGUGAUGUUGCGAUAUGGAUCGCAACAUGCGCAGGUCCAGAAUCCAAGUUUCUCAUUCGAGCUAACGCCGGAAUGAUUAGACUUUCAGAGGUCAAGUUGCAAAGAAAUCUGGAAAGGUUUUCCUUUACGAGGAGUAACAUAGAGGCGUUGCCUGAUCAGGAAAUAGAAUGUUCUAAAAUGAGAUCUAUUUUCCUUCAAUACAACUUCCUACAAAAUAUUCCAGAGAACUUUCUGCGAGGAUUCAGUGCUUUGAAAAUAAUGAAUUUGGGAGGAACCCAAAUAAGGUCAUUACCCGUUUCUCUCCUCCAUCUACAAGAUCUUCGCGCUCUGCUUCUGAGGAGUUGCAACCAUCUUGAAGAAUUGCCUCCGUUGGGAAGUCUUACCAAACUCAGUAUACUUGAUCUCCAUGACACAAGUAUCAAGCAAUUGCCAGAAGGGAUGGAUCAACUAACAAACCUAAGGAAGUUAGAUCUAUCAUACACGCUCAACUUGGAAUUCGUUCUAGCAGAAACAGUUUCUAAGCUGAAUUCCUUGGAAUUCUUAGACAUGACGGAAAGUGGUUACCGCUGGCUCAUCAAGCAAAGACCUCCGCUGUCCUACUUCGAGAUUUACUUUCAAGAGCGCCACAUGGAGCAAAGGGCGACCCUGGAGGAUUUACAGUCUUUGCAAAGGUUAUCCGUCCUAUAUCUAUGCUUGCAUGAUACGGUGAAGGCGUUUGAAGAAUGCAGUGUUUAUUGGAUCGAAAGGCUGAAAACGUUUCGCUGCUCAAUGGGUCUGACGAAUUUAGUGCACGAUAUACCAAGACCAUUGGAAAAAGACCUCUCAGGAGACAGUAUAGAAUGGUUCAUUUCUCACGCAACUUCUCUAGCCUUUUAUAAUCGUUGCAAUCUUCACGUGAUUCUGGAAAAUGUCGUCAUAAACCGAGUGGAUUGUUUUACUAAUAUGAAGACAUUGACUCUCAAAGAUGCCAUGCUGAACGAAGGAAGCAAUGCUCAGUUCGACCUACUACCGAAUUUGGAAGAGCUGUAUUUUGAUAACAUUGGGAAGAUAAAGAGCAUAUCAGUAUUAGCUGAUCGCUUGGGAUUGAGCUUUCCUAGAUUGGAAGCUUUGGUGGUAACUGGAUGCGACGAAUUGGAGAAUCUUUUCUACUUGGGGGGUCGGAUCACAAGCCUGCCCAAAUUGAGCAAAAUCAAGGUAGAGGCUUGUGUCCAUCUAAAUGAACUCUUCCAACACGUCCCAGGAAGCGGGAAAGAAUAUGCUGCUGUUCCUAACCUGCGGGCGGCACGUUUGAGCGGGCUACCCCAAUUACAAUGCCUCUGUAGGAGAGGAGAGUCGUGGCAGAGUCUCGAGCAACUUGAAGUUGUGCGUUGUCCUUCACUUAAGAUGUUGCCAUUCAGGACCAUGAAUGGCAACUCGAUAAAGCAGAUUAGAGGCGACAAACUUUGGUGGAGUAAAGUUCAUUGGGAUACUGAUGCUAUCAAGUUGUAUUUUGACGCGUAUUUCAGAGAAGUGCUUGAUUUACAGGCCAACCUUCGCAGGUGAAUUGAUCAGACAAGGGGUCUGUAUCUCAUGUUCCUUUGUACCAGAAAAUUGCUGACUGAUGUAUCGUGCAAAUCUAGGAAAUGUAUUUUGUUUCAGUUGU
Syzygium oleosum is the source of this 3096-nucleotide messenger RNA. Its product is annotated as disease resistance protein At4g27190-like. NCBI's taxonomy places the organism in Eukaryota, Viridiplantae, Streptophyta, Magnoliopsida, Myrtales, Myrtaceae. The coding region runs from base 306 to 2996 and encodes 896 amino acids. Gene Ontology annotation, molecular function: protein binding; ADP binding. The transcript has a single exon. The record is from RefSeq and is a predicted model, not a curated record.